Molecule: messenger RNA, 2977 nt
Organism: Linum trigynum
Lineage: Eukaryota; Viridiplantae; Streptophyta; Magnoliopsida; Malpighiales; Linaceae
Source: the annotation of a GenBank genome assembly
CGUUAAGCAAACCCGUUAAGGCUGGACCCAUUAAGCAAACCCGUUAAGGCUUCUUGCAAUCUGCCUUUUCUCCAGCACUUCCUCCUUCUUCCUCCACUCGAAUCAUCAUAUAUGGCUUUCCUCGAAACAACUCCACGUCCAUGGUCCCAAAGUAGCUCUCCAAAUACGUUGCAAGCUUCUCCUUCAACGUUCUUGCCUUUGCACGUGUGACUGGCCCAUUGAUGUCCUCAUCAUUGUCUUCAGACCUGUGCAAACUUCAAGUCCUUGUGAGUGGCUUUCGUUUGAGGGGGCGUGUUAGUGUUGUGGUAUAUGAUCCACGAUUGAACCUCUCCCAACAACUCGAGUUAUUGGGAGCAACGGGUUCUUGACAUGGUAUCUGAGCCUCGAACCAAAAGGUCAUGUGUUCGAAUCUCCACGACCCCCAAUAUUAACCGUUGUCUAUCAAGCACAUGGUAUGGUGGGUCUGUGAAAACUUCAAGCCCAUGGGUUGGCUUUCGUUUGAGGGGGCGUGUUAGAAUGUGGUAUAAGAUCCAGCAGAACCUUCUCCCAACAACUCGAGUUAUUGGGACCAACUGGAUAUGACGAUUCUGAACCGAUUUGGAUGGUGCCCCAUGGAUGGCCGUCUUCAACAACUAAUCCUUGUCGACGGGAAGUCGUGGCAGCUAAUUCUAGAGGUCGUGGUGGAUCCGAGAGCUUCCCUGAUGAGAUUGGUAGUGAUGAUGAGCAGAUUAUGUUGACGGACAACAGUAGUAACAGUAGUUCUACUGAUGAUGGAAGACAUUGGUCGCACGACAUUCCAGUCGAGCUUCUUUCUGAUGUACAAUCUCGUUUGUUUGGAGCGGAUCGUCGCAUUUUUCGCCUCGCUUGCAGGACAUGGAACUCUGUAUUCUCCGGCUCGAUCUAUGCAUCGUCGAAUGUUUCAUUCGUGAAGGCGACAGACUCAUUUCCAAUCCUCAUACAUAUAGGGAAAGAUGUAGAGCUAGCCAAUCUGUUCAAACAGAUAAGCAAUGUUCGAGCCUGCAGGCGCUGUCAUUCAGUGCUGCAAGCACGGAUGGUUGCUCAUGUCGCGAGGAGGUCGGGCUGGUAAGCUAUUCUUUUUCAAUCCUUUUUACCAAAGAAAGGAUCGAUCUUCCUAGCAUGUUAUACGAGUUUGAAGGGAUCGCCUUUUCGUCUCCUCCAACAUCCUUCGACUGUGUGUUUGUGGGCUACACAGUUUCGCAGCAGUAUGUGACCAUAGCCUGCAUUCAUCAAGGGGAACAUGAGUGGACUCGACGUGAAUUAAUGAGCGAUGGUUUGGUAUUCAAGAGCUCUUUCAGCACACCAGUUUACCACGAAGCACUGGCGGAUCCAGAGAGUGGUCACCCCAGGCCCCGGCCCAGCCCUCCUCUGGAUUCGUAGUUACUAUAGUCCUUAUGAAAUUUUUUAUUUUAGACAUUCAAUCCGGUGUUAUUCUAUGAUAAGAUUGGGUUUAACCAGAAAAAUUAUCAAGUUGAACAUAUUCAAAUCACUAUUCUAAAUUUAGCCUAGAAAUUUUAGCCCCAAAGAUUAUGUGUCUUAAAAAACAAUGAAACCUAAAAUUCUAAAAAGUUAAAAACGUAAAAGACUAAAAGAAAUAUGAGGUUUUUUCCCUUACAAAUUUCCUAAAGCAGCUGGUGUGCAGGGAUGGACACACAAUGUAAAUUGAUUAGUCGAUUGAUUUAUCUAGUGUUGAUGCUGCUCGUUUCAACAGCUACUACGAAGAGAACCUUUUUAACAAUGAAACAUGUGAGAACCGAUUUGCUCAACAAAAUGAGCGAUGAAUUUCUCGCCGAUUGCUCAAGUAUUUUAUUUGAAACAGUGUUUACUAUUGGUAUGGAUGUAGACUUCAUUAUUGAUGCAUCCCCUAAAUUAAAAUACAGUUGUGUACAAUUUACAUUGCAAAAAACUAUAAUCAUUAUAUUUUUUUACGGUUCUAAUUUUCUAAUGAAAUGCAGCCCAGUACUCUUCUGUAUUCUGGAUCCGCCGCUACCACGAAGCGAGACUAUACAUUUUGGGGAAGGAUGGACGUCUUUGCAUUCAUAACUUUAAACAACGUAGAACCAAAUUUACAAAUUCUGUUGCUAGACCUCCAACACUGAUACGAAGAAGCUAUUUGUUUGAGCACAACAGGAAGCUUCUGUCCGUGCUUAUAGAUCACAUGGGGAAACAUGUGAAAUUAUACAAGCUCAAUCGAGAAUCCUUCGUGAUCUUGGAAAUGCUCUUGGAAAGGAUCAAAUUCGAUUUCUAUCGUAGUUAGGUUUCCAAAACGAUCGAAUCCGAUCUUUAGUUCGAUUUUUAGUUCCUGAUCGUUCGUUUAACUGAGAGACACUGCUGCUUCCUCUCCAGAUGGCGGAACCGCAGAUGGAAGCUAGCGGCAAGGAGGAGAAGUCAAUUCCAGGUAAAAGCUUCUGUCGGCGAUUUAAUCCGUUAAUGGCGAAACUUGUAUUGUUGGCUGUUUCUUUGCUGCUAGUCUCUUAAGAUUCGAUUAGAGAAAUAUUAGAUAUAUCGCACUUUUUUCAUGAAGCUCUUAGCAAGAACCAACGGAUUAAGCUUUUUGAACAUUUGAUUUUAGACAACAAAGUGAACUACUGUCACACUCUUUGAGCUGUUGCUCGAGUCACUUUAUUUUUGUUUUUUGAUAAGAAGAAUGGAUGCAUGUGACAUUGUGUUCAAGCUAAUGGGUUAAAGCCACAUGGUUAGUAAGAUACGGUACAAAUACGUAUAAAAUGUACGGGUAUUUAGACCUCAUAUUUCAACUAAUGAUACAUUUAGUAGUAUGUCAAUAGUCAUAAUAUACAUGACAUUAAGUAUUUUAAAAUAAAUAAAUAUAUUAAUAAUGUUGUAAUUCCAAACUUAAUUCAUUAAAUACAUAUAUUAUACGGGAUUUAUACGUUUUUAGUAAAGAAGCCUUCAAACGAAAUGAUUCGAAAUUGUACGUAAAUGAAAAUUUUAAACGCAU